GCGGUUUGCAAAAAAAAAAACAAAACAAAAACAAUGCUCUUCUACUCGUUCUUCAAAUCCCUGGUUGGCAAGGAAGUCGUUGUCGAACUGAAAAAUGACCUCAGCAUAUGCGGGACACUGCACUCGGUGGACCAAUAUCUGAACAUAAAGCUGACGGACAUCAGUGUGACGGAUCCUGACAAAUACCCGCACAUGCUCAGCGUGAAGAACUGCUUCAUCCGCGGGUCUGUCGUUCGCUACGUCCAGCUGCCCGGCGAAGAGGUGGACACCCAGCUGUUGCAAGACGCCGCCCGCAAAGAGGCCGUGGUGAGCACGCGGUAGAGAGUGGGCAUUCCCCACCCCCUUUUUUAUGUGUACUUCGAGGCGUAUAUUAAGUAAACUCUUGUGCUCCCCGCCCUACACCUAAGUGAAAGAAACAUUUGUUAUAGCAAAACGAAGAGAAAUUGAAUCCAAAAUAAAAGGAACACUCAACGCGAA
Drosophila obscura is the source of this 477-nucleotide messenger RNA. RefSeq names its product U6 snRNA-associated Sm-like protein LSm2. Gene Ontology annotation, biological process: mRNA splicing, via spliceosome. Gene Ontology annotation, molecular function: RNA binding. The record is from RefSeq and is a predicted model, not a curated record. The transcript is spliced from 3 exons. Gene Ontology annotation, cellular component: U4/U6 x U5 tri-snRNP complex; P-body; Lsm1-7-Pat1 complex. NCBI's taxonomy places the organism in Eukaryota, Metazoa, Arthropoda, Insecta, Diptera, Drosophilidae. Bases 34 to 321 code for a protein of 95 amino acids.